This is a messenger RNA of Pediculus humanus corporis (human body louse), 3108 nucleotides long. Its product is annotated as DNA double-strand break repair Rad50 ATPase, putative. The coding region runs from base 1 to 3108 and encodes 1035 amino acids. NCBI's taxonomy places the organism in Eukaryota, Metazoa, Arthropoda, Insecta, Psocodea, Pediculidae. Gene Ontology annotation, cellular component: PRC1 complex. Gene Ontology annotation, biological process: negative regulation of transcription by RNA polymerase II. The transcript is spliced from 7 exons. Gene Ontology annotation, molecular function: promoter-specific chromatin binding. The record is from RefSeq and is a predicted model, not a curated record.
AUGCGUUUGCAUAUAAUUGCUCAUUGUAUAAUUUCUUCUUUUUGCGAGGACACGGUGUCAAGUCAAAGUUCAGAAUCCGGAGAUAAUCCGGAUGGAUUAUCGUUUCCUCAGCAACUCGGUCUUAUUAAACUUAAAAAUGUCGAGGGUAGAACGUCGAGAAGAGAAUCACAAGACGUGCAGGAAAAUAAUAAUAAUAAUAAUAAUCCGGCUUUUUCGAAAAGGUACCUACAGUGUCCGGCCGUCGUGAGCGUUUUCCACUUGAAAAAAUUCAUACGGAACAAACACGAUUUGACCGAGAAAAUGCAGGUGAAUAUUAUACAUAAACGAGUUCCUCUUCCGGAUCAUUACACGUUAAUGGACGUCGCUUACAUAUACACAUGGAAAAAGAGUUCUCCGAUGAGAUUUUUCUACAACAUAUGCGAAAUCAAGAGACAAAGGAUUAAAAUGUUGCCGAGAGUGAUCAAAGCGGAAGAAGAAGAAAAAGUACAACAACAACAACAACAACCGAAAACGGUGGCGGUCGUAAAUGGAGAAACCGAAUCUCCACCGGAAGUCACGGUCGGAGUGAAACAAAAAGAGGGCGUUAAAACGAAUGGCGAAAUAUCCGUGAUGAAAUUCAAUAAGAACGCGAGUGUCAAAAGUGAAAUUAACAGUGGCGGAGUCGGAGACAAAAAAAUAAUUCAAGGAGAAACAAAGGAAAUUGUCAACGGUUCCGCGAUAAACAACAACAACAACAACAACAAUGUUGUAGAUAACGGUAAAAACGUUUCGUUGACGAAAGAUAAUUCAAAGUCGGAGAAAAAAACGGAAAUCCCCGUUUGCAAUGGUAAAAGUGAAACGAAAGACUCUAUGAUCGUCGAGAAAGAAAAGACGUCGAACGCGACGAAAAUUAAAUCGUGUGAAAAAAGUGAUGAAGAUGAUAAGAUAUGCGAUGAAAGUAGAAAACCUGCCGAGGUACGUGAAAAUGAAAUUAAUAAUAAGUCUGAAGAAAAGCCUUUGAAAAAUAACGAACAAGUUUUGCUCAAUCCCAUUUCCGGUAAGUUGGAAUCAGUGCCUUCUUCUUUAAAUGAAAAUAAGCAAAGUGCUAAUAACGACGAAACGAUGACGAUAAAGAAAAAAGAAAACGAAGACGGUAAAGAUAAGAAAAAAUCAUAUGUGAGCAUAUUGAAAAAAUUCCGAAAGGAAAAAUCGGGUGACAAAAAAGAAUCGUUAACGGUCACAAAGAAAGAAACGACAAACGACAAAUGUUCGCCUCCUGUUCUUCCCUCUCCCCUGGCCAACCUUGAAAAAUCACCUUUGGAAAAAUCCACCCCCCAAAUCGCUGACGUUUCCGUCGAAAUCAAAUCGGACAAAAACGAUUCGGAAUAUGAUUUCGAUGGUACGAGUCCACCGAAUAAAUUCAUGUCCCUUCAAGAAUAUUCUAAAAUGUCUAAACAUCUUAAAUGUUUGGCAUCGAAAGACAAGGGAAACGAAAACGGUUGGAUUUCUUUGCAAGAUUUCAGAGAUCACAUGUUGAACAACAGUCCUGCCGCGAGCAAAGACUCUUCCCAGCAAAAGGAAAAAAAGAAAUCCGUUCCCUCGCUUUUUCGAAUCGGUACGGAAAACAAUAAAAAAGUGAGUCCGAAACAUCAAAAUGGAAAAUUGACGAACGACGGAACGAAACCGAAAAAAGUGGCACCGACGAUAAUCAAUAUAAAAACGGAAGGAGAAAAUAGAAACAAAACGGAAAUUAAAAUCGAUUAUCCGUCGAAGGAAAAAUCUUCGAGUUCGUCUCCUCCGAAACCCAUCAAAAUUGAAAACAAAGGCGGAGAAUACAGUAUCAAACAUGGGGAAGAUGAUGAAAAAUCGGGAGUGACGAAACACGAAGAGAAAAUUUCGCAGCAACCGAAUAACGGCGGGCCUGGUGACGAUGGUAAAAUUUUGAAAACGGAUGACGACGCGAAAACGUCGAAAGACUCACCGAAAGAAUCCGUGAAAAGGAAAAAUGCGGAAAAAUCAGAGGGAGAACCCGCGGCGAAAAAGAGUAAAAUGAUGAUGAAUUCCGAGGGUAGUAAAAACGACAAUUUCGGAGCCAUCGAUUUAUCGAAAACGGAUGCGAGUUCAAAAGGUGAUAAAAAUCCGUUGGAAAAUCUCAUGGAUCUCGCGAAUAAAUCCGGAACGUCGAAAAGUGACGAAAACAUGGUGGAAGCGUUGAUAUCCGCGGCACAAAACCAAAGCAUCGAACCUCUUUUGAAAAUACCGCAGUAUUCUCACAACAGCGCGAAAACGUCACCGAGUCAAAGUUCUCCGCCGCAAUCGCGAAACAUAUCCUCGAACGACAUUUCACAAGCUCUGCAGUUUUUCAGAGACCUGAGAACGGACAUAAAAAAUCUGGAAGCGAAAAGUCAAUUGAGUCCGAAUUCGUUCAUCGAACAUUUGUCGCAGAAAUCGUCCAACCUGGAACCGCUUCAGCUCUACCAACAGCACAUAAAUUUAAUAAGACGAUUGAAGAGACAACAAAUGGCGGCGAACGUGACGGAUGCGCCGCAAAGGAAAACUCCCAAAUUAUCGCCGACGAUGCUGUUUCAAAUACAAGAUCAAAUGGAAUUGCAAAAUCGUAUGGUAGCCGCUCAAACCUACAAAAACCUUCCUCCUCUCUUGCAAUUUUACAAUCAUCCAUCAGCUUUUUGUCCGACUCCUCCGUCACCCCCUAAAUCCGGUCAAAACAAACUCAAACCUUCUAGUCACUCACCGAGUUCUCCGAAAUCUCCUCCCAAUUCUCGUAAUAAAUCCCCUCAAAGUCUAUCCUCUCCUCCCGGUGCUCUCUCCAUGUCUCUCCCGAAUUCGGAUCCAUCGUUUUUCGCAUCGCAAAAGUACAAUCAAUUCAUAAACGCGGGUUUGAAUUCGGAAAUGACGUUUCAUCAAACGUUUCAAAAUUAUUUGAAUCAACAAGAAAAGAUAAAUCAAUUGAAACAAUCGCAACAAUCGAUGGGACAAAAGCAACAGAAUCUUCCGGUCUACGGGAAAUCCAUAUCCGAUUUGUACUACGGACCUCCCCCGCAACAGCAAACGGUUAAAAAGUUGGAAUCUCCCACCACCAAUUCCAUGGGUGCCGUGCAAAAAACGUGA